ACUUCAGUGUCUAUCAAUUGAAUUGACCAAGAAAUGUAGAAAAUAGAAUUAAUUCUGGCCUUUUUAUGGAAUUGGCUACAACCACAACUACUAACAUAAAUUAGCGCCACAUUGACAAUAAUUACUUGAUAUUGUGUGGCAGUGAGUUCAUCCUCAACUACCACGGUAAAGUUUAUAUAGACUUUUGCUGGAAACUUUAGAUGUCACGCAUUCACAUUACCUUAAUUUUUUCGAAAUUGUGGACGUAUUCUAACAUUUGAGUCGUUGAACAGCUUCCCUCUUAAAUGAAUUAUGGUACACAAAUAAGAUGACCAUACACUAGUAGUAAAUCUUUAUGUGGCUAAACACAUGGAACCUAUCUAUAACCUUGGCGUGCUUUAUACAUACACGACCUCAAACAUGUGGCUUGAAUCUCAAUUAAUCAUAAGUCGGCUCGGCUCGGGUAAAGUUAGACUAUCAGAAACAUUUACCCACUCUACAUGUAUAAGAAGCCUGCUUUUAUUUCUUUCUUUCUUUCUUUCUUUCUAUCAUUCUAAAAUUUGAUAAACUAUUCAUAUCCCUUAAUCAAAAACAAAUCCUUAAAUAUGAUGUCUUUUCUAGAUAGGAAUUGGUUGGCUAUAAAUUACAACUAGAAUUUUUCGAAAGUUCGGCAGAGAUUUAACGGUUGGAGAUGGAAUUCUAAUUAUAAUAUUUUCCUAUUUCCUUAUCUGAUUUGCUAAAUUAGGUUUGUUAUUUCAGGCAGUAUCAACUUUCUUCUUCGUAGUGAGUUGUUACUAUAUAAUAAUAGGGGAUUUCUUCUGUCUUUGAAUUAGGUUGCAAAAAGUCAAAAUUUUUGCAUUUAGUACAGGAAUUGCAUAUCGCCACAGUGUGUUUCAACCACAGUAUUGAAUUUGCAAUUCAUCUCUGCCGAGCCGACAUCUCCUGGUGUGAAUUAUAUAAAUUUAAAUGACACUAGCAUGGCAUCUUUGUAAAAAGACUUGGUUCUUUCUUUGAAGUAAAAAAAUGAGCGAAGUCGAAACAUCUACAAAUUAUUCCAUUUCUGCAAAUGAACCACUUAAGAAUGGUCAAAUACAUGUCCUGUCUGAAAGCAUCGAAGAAGAUAGUGAUGUUGACACCAAUGUUGUAGUAAUAACGCAAAAGGCUUUAUUAAUAACGGCAUUUAAUGAGCCUCUAUCUCUUGGCUCCAUUCCAGUUCCUACAAUAGGCGAUUAUGACAUCCUUGUGCUAAAUAAAGCAGUAGGUCUCAACCCCAUAGACUGGAAGGCUAAAAAAUACAAAUUCGGUGUGUAUGGAUUUCCUUGGAUAAAUGGGAGAGAAAGUAGUGGUGUGGUGGUGAAAGUUGGUCUGAAAGUAACACAUUUGGUAGAGAAUGACAAUGUAGUCGUUAGCAGCACUAGUUAUCGGGACAAUCGAACAAGUACUUUUCAAGAAUAUACUGCCAUAGACUCGCGACUUGUUUGGAAAUUGCCAUCAUUUCUUUCUCAUGAAGAUGGUGCAACGAUUGGUGUCGGUCUUGUUACAGCAGGUGUGAUUUUUUACAAAAGUUUUGGGUUUGAAUUGAUAGCAAAUUCAAUUAAAAAGGGUCAAAAAACAAUUGUUAUCUGGGGAGGUUCCACGGUUGUCGGGAUUUAUGUCACUCAACUCGCAAGAAUUCUUGGAUUAAAGGUAAUCUCGAUUGCUGGUUUAGCGCACGAGAGUUAUUUGAAAGAGCUUGGGGCACAUGAAGUUAUUGAUAGACAUUUGACCAGUGAAGAAAUUAAAACAAAAAUACAUGGUAGGGUAGACUAUGGAGUUGAUUGUGUAUCCCGAGAGACUUCCCAAAUCCUUCUAGAUAUCCUUGCGGACAAAUCGGCUCUAUCGCCACAUACACAUCGACCCUUAUUUUCUGGUAUCGUAGGAAUCCCCAAAGAAAUUCCUCCUGAGGUUGAGCUCCGUGAAGUUAUAAUAAAACAGUUCCAUGAAGAUGUUCAAUUUGGGAAGAAGUUUGUUGAUGUUACAGCCGAAUUUUUAGAAGCAAAAUUGAUAAAGCCAGUGAGAUACAAAGGAUACCAAGGUGGGCUUCAUUUAAUUGAUAAUGGGUUGGCUGAUUUGGAAAAUUUAGGGGCUAGAGGUGAAAAAUAUGUAGUUUCAUUCCAUUAGACUUUUAAUAGUGUUUCAAUUAUUUAUUAUGUUAAGAUUUCAAAUGUCAAAUCCUAAAAAUUUAACGAAA
Messenger RNA from [Candida] anglica, 2209 nucleotides. The record is from the annotation of a GenBank genome assembly. Lineage: Eukaryota; Fungi; Ascomycota; Pichiomycetes; Serinales; Debaryomycetaceae.